GUGUUAGUUUGUUAAAAAUAGAAGAAAGAAAAUAUUUUUAGUACAAAGUAGAUAUAAAAAGGAAUACAGUAUAGUGGGAAAGAGUCAAGUCUACAAGUCUACAUAUCAGCGAUCCGUCAAAACAUUAGCAUCUACUAUCACGUGACUACUCGUCUGUAUUUUACUAGGUGUUAGUUCUCCGUAGCACGUCAAGAUGAUUAACAUAGCAGGUGUUGUUUCCAUAAUCCUCUUCUAUGUUCUCAUCCUCGGUGUUGGCAUUUGGGCUGGGCGGAAGAAGGAAGCCGGAAAUGACUCGGAGGAGGAAGUCAUGCUGGCCGGAAGGAACAUUGGUCUCUUUGUGGGCAUCUUCACUAUGACUGCGACCUGGGUGGGCGGAGGUUACAUCAACGGCACGGCGGAGGCCAUAUACACGUCGGGCCUCGUGUGGUGCCAGGCGCCGUUCGGAUACGCCCUCAGCCUGGUGUUCGGCGGGAUCUUCUUCGCCAACAAAAUGCGGAAGCAGGGCUACGUGACGAUGCUGGACCCGCUGCAGGACACGUUCGGCGGCCGCAUGGGAGGACUGCUGUUCCUGCCGGCGCUGUGCGGGGAGGUGUUCUGGGCGGCCGGCAUCCUCGCCGCUCUGGGAGCGACGCUUAGCGUCAUCAUCGACAUGGACCACAGGACGAGCGUCAUACUGAGCUCGUGCAUCGCCGUGUUCUACACGCUGUUCGGAGGCCUCUACAGCGUCGCCUACACUGACGUCAUACAGCUGUUCUGCAUCUUCAUCGGCCUGUGGAUGUGCAUCCCAUUCGCCAUGUACAACGAGAAGGUGGGCUCGUUGUCGCCGGAGGUGGUGGACUGGAUCGGCUCGGUGGAGAAGAAGGAGAUCGCCUACUACAUCGACUACGGACUUCUGCUGGUGUUCGGCGGCAUUCCGUGGCAGGUGUACUUCCAGCGCGUGCUGUCCAGCAAGACGGCCGGCAGGGCGCAGAUCCUGUCCUACGUGGCGGCGGUGGGCUGCAUCCUCAUGGCCAUCCCGCCGGUGCUCAUCGGCGCCAUAGCCAAGGCCACGCCGUGGAACGAGACGGACUACAAGGGCCCGUACCCGCUGACGGAGCAGGAGACCAGCAUGAUCCUGCCCAUGGUGCUGCAGUACCUCACGCCGGACUUCGUGUCCUUCUUCGGGCUGGGCGCCGUCUCCGCGGCCGUCAUGUCGUCGGCCGACUCCAGCGUGCUGUCGGCCAGCUCCAUGUUCGCGCGCAACGUCUACAAGCUCAUCUUCCGCCAGCGGGCAUCAGAGAUGGAAGUGAUUUGGGUCAUGAGAGUGUCUAUUCUCAUCGUCGGUGUCCUAUCUACAGUGAUGGCUCUCACUAUUCCAUCUAUAUAUGGGCUUUGGUCGAUGUGCUCGGACUUGGUCUACGUGAUCCUGUUCCCGCAGCUGCUCAUGGUGGUGCACUUCAAGCACCACUGCAACACGUAUGGCAGCCUGGCCGCCUACAUCGUCGCCUUCUUUGUUCGCCUGUCUGGCGGCGAGGCCCUGCUCGGCCUGCCGGCCGCCAUCCACUACCCGGGAUGGGACGGCGAGAGGCAGCUUUUCCCAUUCCGCACCAUGGCCAUGCUCAUGUCGCUCAUCACGCUCGUGUUUAUCUCCUGGCUCACCAGCUGGCUGUUCAACACGGGCAAGCUGGCGCCGGGCUACGACAUCUUCCAGUGCGUCGUGAACAUCCCCGAGGACGAGGUGCGCGUGGGCGAGCCCGCGGAGCAGCUGACGGCGAUGCAGCCGAGCGCCAUGAGGACGUACGGCGCCGCCACCUUGGUGGGCAAGGACGAGAUGAACGGCCGCGUCAACCCGGCGCUCGAGCCCGACGACGACAUCGACCUGGCCGAGGUGCAGAAGCUGCGGCGGCGCGACGUCGCCGGGGACGGCGGGGGCGGGGGCGGCGGCGGGGGCGGCGGCGGCGGGGGCGGCUCGGCGGUGCCGGACUCGGGAGGCGGCAGCGCCAAGAUCGGCAACACCGCGCUGUAA
This is a messenger RNA of Bacillus rossius redtenbacheri, 2005 nucleotides long. It is a transcript of the gene ChT, whose product is annotated as high-affinity choline transporter 1. Gene Ontology annotation, molecular function: choline:sodium symporter activity. The record is from RefSeq and is a predicted model, not a curated record. Gene Ontology annotation, cellular component: plasma membrane. The transcript has 11 exons. Lineage: Eukaryota; Metazoa; Arthropoda; Insecta; Phasmatodea; Bacillidae. Gene Ontology annotation, biological process: acetylcholine biosynthetic process; choline transport; transmembrane transport. The coding region runs from base 194 to 2005 and encodes 603 amino acids.